This is a messenger RNA of Penicillium longicatenatum, 501 nucleotides long. RefSeq lists its product as uncharacterized. The record is from RefSeq and is a predicted model, not a curated record. The transcript is spliced from 3 exons. NCBI's taxonomy places the organism in Eukaryota, Fungi, Ascomycota, Eurotiomycetes, Eurotiales, Aspergillaceae. The coding region runs from base 1 to 501 and encodes 166 amino acids.
AUGAAGCUCCUCGCCUCUCUCGCUCUGUUGGCGGCUACUGCCCUAGCCAGCCCCUUGAGUUCUCGUCAAUCAAAGGAGUUCAAGCUCAAGACUACUGGCUCGACAAAGCCGGAGUUCAAUGACCUUUACCUCUACUCCUACCACACUGGCGCCGGUCUGAGUGACGGAGUUUUGGACAGUAAUGCUACCGUGGCACCCAAAUUUUCGCUGAAUGGCACCAAUGCCUAUGCUGAUCUGGGAACUGAUUACCCUUGGGGCAUGACGGUCGCUGGUGACACCAACUAUGCUGCAUGGGAGCCAGUCACCAUCAAUGCAGGAGGCGGCGAAACAGGAUUCGCGAUCAGCAAUGGCAACUUUGUUUGGUCCACAGAUGAGGGCUUUGCCGGUUGGCUCGUCUGCCCCUGGUACCAUAAUGCGCCGCAGCUGUUCGGCCUCAUCUCAUAUUACGACCCUGUUAUCCCUUCAAGCUGCAGCAAGGUCACCCUGAAGCCUGUUUAUUGA